Rhopilema esculentum is the source of this 2055-nucleotide messenger RNA. NCBI's taxonomy places the organism in Eukaryota, Metazoa, Cnidaria, Scyphozoa, Rhizostomeae, Rhizostomatidae. The record is from RefSeq and is a predicted model, not a curated record.
UUAAACAUGCACACCUGAACUAUUCAUAUUACGAAUGCUUAUCUUAUGGUAGUGACCAAAGGGGGAUACCCCCAAGUCUCAACAAAACAAGGUACACGACAAAACAUGACUCUUCUCUACAUAAAGGGUAGAGAACCUCCAAUGCCCUUAACACCCUUCUGCUUUUAGUAUCAGCAACUCUCAACAGGAAGGUGUCGGUUCUGAUAUAACCUUUCCGAUGAUAAUUGCAAAGGCAAACAUCGUUGUUUUGUGGGUGGGUGGAGAAACCAUAUAUGGUAUAUAACUUAGUUUUAUUUUCCUAGUAUUUAUAAAGAAAAUUUUGUUUUGUUUAUUUAGAAACGAGAGGCUGUUUAGAUCAAAUGUUAUGGUGAUAGAAUUGAAAAUAUUGCUCUUGUUAGCAUCUGCUGUCAUGUCAGUCUGUUUUUUAAGUCUUAACCUUCCAGUCUUAAGUCUUAAAGGCACUUUGUCGCGUAACUGGGUGACAAGUAUUCUUUGAGAUUGUGAUAAGUGUAGGUAAGGUUUCCAUCAGAAACAUUUGCUAUACAGUAAUCUUGACUGUAUUUGUUUACAUUUUGUUUGAAUGAUGCACACUGUGGACAAAAAAGAUUUUCUAAUUCAUUAUUUCAUAUAUAUAUUUAUAUAUAAUUAAUUUUUAACAAAAGAUGCGAGUAAAAUGUUUUUUUAAAUUUUGGUGAUAAAAUUCUACGGUUGUAUGUACAUAGCCUUAACAACAACUGCGCGCGAUAGACGCUGAAGCAGAAUUUUCCUAUCUUUCUCCUUGCCGGUUCAUUACGACACUCAGUCAAAAACAAUUACUGACCUCAAAUAAUGACCUCAUCAAAUGUCAAAAUUACAGAGACAUCUAAUGUUUUCAGAGACUUUUCAAGAACGCCUUUUACGCGGUACCUGGCCACUAGUGUAAAUUUCUGCGACCUCAAACCUGUAUGUUGCCUUUAGCAUACAUCGGUAAACAAAACUUAAUUAUUUGCAAGAAUCUGAACUGAAGUAUUGUUUCCAUUUUUCUAUAAACUUUGACUUGAUGCUUUUAAUUCUAGAUUCCUGCACUCUACUCAUCGCAGUUGCCGCAGGUUAUGGCUGGGGCUUUUCUGAUGCAGAUGGUUUGGUCAUGUCUGAUAGUAUUCUAGACUUCAUUGGUGAACUGCGGCUACAAAACGAAAGUGAAUGGAUCUCCGUUACAGAGGCCGUGAAAAGAAUUUUCUUGGAUAAGGUUCCUUGGAGAGCGUCUAGAGGUCUGAGCACGAGUAAUGCUGCGAUUUUCCAGUCAAGCGUCAGUCGAUUUGAGCUAGGAUCUGUUGCCUGGACGCCUACAGGGUUUCCUGCAGGUAUCACGCCUUGGACAGCAGCAUGGCAAGAUAGAUCGAAACCUUACCUGACCAUUCGUCUCAAAGAUGAAACAACUUCAACAUUUGAUUCAGUGGCAUACUCUACGUCUUUAGAAAAUACUUCGUUACAAGAAUAUUGCAGAUUGAUUAAGCGGUACAGAAAUGUGCUGUUCAUGACUGACGACACGAUAGAGGCUAAGCAUUUCAUUUCCUGCUUCUCCCAUUGGCUCAAGACCAUGGACGAAAUUAGAGGCAAGACAAGUUUUAUUGCCAGCGUUGAAGAGAAUGAGAUUUGCACUGCUCAGGAACUUGUGAAACUGUUACGAGAAUAUGGGGCUUUGGUUGAGGUGAAUCGCGAGAGACCGAAGUGCUCAACAAUUAUUCUGAUCGACGUUGAUUUCAUCCUUAAUCGAAAAUUACCUUCGGAUGUCUUUGUUUGGCUUGGAAAACGUGGAACAGAAGAACCCUUCUAUCUAAGCAAUGGCAUUGGAGUGAACAGUCAGCUUUACUAUUUGCAAAAUGACGUCAUCGUACUUGCAUAUGCAACGAAGACAAGCAUGGACCGAUUUGGGCAAGGAAUUCAUAGAUUUUUCAAGUUAAUUGAUCUCCCACCAACUAUGCCUGUUCUUCUGCAACGUUGCCUCCGACAAAAGGCAACACGAAAUUCAGAAAGCCGAUUAAACUUCAGGUGAAUAUCUCUGUAGUUUUGUUU